Impatiens glandulifera is the source of this 2441-nucleotide messenger RNA. Its product is annotated as calcium-dependent protein kinase 32-like. The coding region runs from base 532 to 2124 and encodes 530 amino acids. NCBI's taxonomy places the organism in Eukaryota, Viridiplantae, Streptophyta, Magnoliopsida, Ericales, Balsaminaceae. The transcript is spliced from 6 exons. Gene Ontology annotation, biological process: peptidyl-serine phosphorylation; intracellular signal transduction; protein autophosphorylation. Gene Ontology annotation, molecular function: calcium ion binding; calcium/calmodulin-dependent protein kinase activity; ATP binding. The record is from RefSeq and is a predicted model, not a curated record. Gene Ontology annotation, cellular component: cytoplasm; nucleus.
GCAAUGGAAGGGAGAAGAAGAUCCUUGAUCCCAACCAAAUGGACUUGACCCUUUCUUUCUCUCUUUCUACAUUGCCGCUUUCAUUAAUGCGUUUCGCACGCUAAUUUCUCAUCUUCUUCUUCUUCCUGCCAAACUUUCCAACGUUUGAAAUCAUCUCCCCCAUCUCACGCCGGCCCAAUCCUUUUUAAAUUCCAUCCCUUCUUACGCUUUCCAAAACAAGCCGUGAUUUUCUCCGGAAAAUCGUACAUCUAUUACCCUAUUUUUACUCUCUUUCAUAUACAAGAUCCAAGAAUCAUCCAACUUGGCAUAUUCCGUUUAGCUUCUCCGUACAUUCAGAUUCUGGGGUUCUUCUCCUCUUUCUGUAUUUUUGAUCAAAUACGUCGGAGGAGGAGGAGGAGCAGGAGCAGGGCAGACUCAUCAUCUUCUCCUCCGUUUCUUUCCAAAACCCAAUUUCUCCGCAGAUCCAGAGGUGUUUCAUCCUAAAAUUUGAAUUUUUGAGGUUUCUCUGUAUAUUUGAAUUUGAAAUUUUAGAUGGGUAAUUGUUGUAUGACACCAUCCGUUCAAUCGGAGAAGAAAAGAGUCAAACACAAGCAAAACCCAUUUGCAGGGAACCACACAUCUGGAAAUGGAGGAGGACAUAAGUCGAUUGUGUUGGACAAUCCAACAGGGCAUGAUCUUGAGGAGAAAUACGAGCUGGGAAUUGAACUUGGCCGAGGUGAAUUCGGGGUUACUUAUUUAUGUACUGACAAAUCGACCGGAGAAAAGCUAGCAUGUAAAUCUAUUUCUAAGAAGAAGCUUAGAACUAGGGUGGAUAUUGAUGAUGUGAAAAGGGAAGUGGAGAUUAUGAAGAAUUUGCCUCAUCACCCAAAUAUUGUUACUUUGAAAGCCACUUAUGAAGAUAAUAACGCUGUACAUCUUGUAAUGGAGCUCUGUGAAGGAGGUGAACUGUUCGAUCGAAUUGUCGCAAGAGGACACUACACUGAAAGAGCUGCAGCCAAUGUUACUCGUACAAUUGUCGAAGUCAUUCAGAUGUGUCAUAAACACGGGGUUAUGCAUCGGGAUCUCAAACCAGAGAACUUUUUAUUUGCUAAUAAGAAGGAAAGCGCACCACUCAAAGCAAUUGAUUUUGGUUUGUCGGUAUUCUUUAAACCAGGAGAAAGAUUCAAUGAAAUUGUUGGAAGCCCAUAUUAUAUGGCGCCUGAGGUUCUAAAACGAAAUUAUGGUCCAGAGGUUGAUGUCUGGAGUGCUGGAGUCAUCCUUUACAUCUUACUUUGUGGUGUUCCUCCCUUUUGGGCAGAAACCGAACAAGGAGUAGCGCAGGCUAUCAUUCGAUCCGUUGUUGAUUUCAAGAGGGAACCAUGGCCUAAAGUCUCAGAAGGUGCAAAAGAUCUUGUUAGAAAGAUGCUUGAUCCUGAUCCCACUCGAAGACUUACAGCACAUGAUGUUUUAGAGCAUCCAUGGUUACAUAAUGCUAAAAAGGCUUCAAAUGUGUCUUUGGGUGACACUGUAAGAACAAGACUAAUGCAGUUUUCUGUAAUGAACAAGCUUAAGAAGAGGGCUUUGAGGGUAAUCGCUGAGCAUUUAUCUGCUGAAGAAGCUGCUGGAUUCAAAGAGGGAUUCCAAGUGAUGGAUACGAAUAACAGAGGAAAGAUAAAUGUAGAUGAAUUGAGAGUUGGUUUAAGAAAACUUGGCCAUCAGGUCCCUGAUGCUGAUCUCGAGGUUCUAAUGGAAGUGGGUGAUGUUGAUAAGGAUGGAUAUUUAGAUUAUGGUGAAUUUGUUGCGAGCUCAGUUCAUCUUAGGAAGAUGGGUAACGAUGAACAUCUCCGGAAAGCAUUUGAAUUCUUCGAUCGAAAUAAAACUAGCUACAUUGAGAUGGAUGAACUUAGAGAAUCUUUGGCAGAUGAAAUUGAAACCAACAGCGACGAUGUUAUCAACGCGAUCAUGCAUGACGUGGACACGGAUAAGGAUGGACGGAUAAGCUAUGAUGAAUUUGCAGCAAUGAUGAAGGCUGGAACAGAUUGGAGAAAAGCAUCGAGGCAGUACUCGAGGGAUCGAUACAACAGUCUGAGCUUGAAAUUGUUUAAAGAUGGAUCGCUUAAUUUAAAUAACGACGAGGGUAGUUGACCAGAAACAAAUAUAUAAAUUUUACUUUAACUUCUCUUAUGGCUUAAGGAAUUCUUUAGUUCUCUUCAUUUCUCCAUCCUCGCCUCGGUCAGCUGUGUUCUUCGUCAAGUGAAUAUUAUGAUUUUGAGGAUGCAUUUCUUAGGUGAAAUUUCCAAACCUUGGAUCUACUACGUUAUGUUAGGUUGAUUUAGGGUGAAGUAUUGGAUCAUUGUCUCAUAGAGUUCAUCUUUUUCUUUUCUUUUCUUUUCUAUAUUUGGGAUUUGGGUGUGUGAGACAGGAAGGAAUUCAGUUUAUACUGUUAAUGUUUCAUUUUAUUC